UCAUAUCAGUUUGAUUGUCAGUAAUGUCAAUAAGCUUCAUAUUUCCAUCUAUUUUAUUUACUACGAUAAUAAUAAACGAACGCCACGUAUGUGAUAAUAAUAAAGAUAAUACAUAGUCAACCAUUUAUCUGGCUUGAAGAAGGUUCAGUUUUAAAAGAAGCGUUAUUGUAAACAAUAAAAAUGUCUAGUGCUGAUAAAAAAUUAGGUGAAAUACGUGCACUCAUACUCGUCGGUGGAUAUGGGACAAGGCUUAGACCCUUAACUUUAAGCAGACCUAAGCCCUUAGUGGAAUUUGCAAAUAAACCUAUAUUGAUGCAUCAAAUAGAGGCAUUGGUUGAGGCAGGAGUGACGCAAGUCAUCCUAGCAGUUUCUUAUAGGGCUGAUGAUAUGGAAAAAGAGUUAACCGAGCAAGUUUCUAAACUGGGUGUCUCACUUACAUUUUCUCAUGAGUCUGAACCACUUGGUACUGCGGGGCCACUGGCUUUAGCAAGGGAUCUACUUACCACCAGUACUGAACCAUUUUUCGUCCUAAACUCUGAUGUUAUAUGCGAUUUUCCAUUUAAGGAAUUAGCAAAAUUUCACAGGAGUCAUGGAAAGGAAGGCACAAUAGUUGUGACUAAAGUUGAAGAACCAUCAAAAUAUGGGGUAGUUGUUUACAAAGAUGGCGGAGAGAUUGAAAGUUUUGUCGAAAAACCAACAGAAUUCAUUUCAAAUAAAAUAAAUGCAGGAAUAUACAUACUUAACCCGUCAGUACUAAGUAGAAUAGAAUUACGACCGACAUCCAUAGAGAAAGAAGUCUUCCCAUACAUGGCUAAAGAGGGUCAGUUAUAUGCCAUGGAUCUGCAGGGCUUUUGGAUGGAUGUUGGCCAACCAAAAGAUUUUCUUACAGGUAUGUGUUUAUACUUAAACAGUCUCCGUCAGAAGAAUCCAUCAAUGCUGUACGAAGGUUCUGGGGUUGUUGGCAAUGUACUUAUAGAUCCCACUGCAACUAUCGGCAAGGGCUGCAGAAUCGGACCAAAUGUCACUAUAGGACCACAUGUUGUUAUUGAAGAUGGGGCGUGUAUAAAACGUAGCACAAUCCUACGCGGCGCGAUUGUACGACAGCACGCGUGGCUAGAAGGGUGUAUAGUUGGUUGGCGGUCAGUCGUUGGCAGAUGGGUCCGAAUGGAGAACACCACUGUGUUGGGGGAAGACGUCAUCGUCAAAGACGAACUUUACGUCAACGGUGGACAAGUCCUGCCACAUAAGUCCAUAGCUUUAUCUGUGCCCGAACCACAGAUUAUAAUGUAGUAUAUAUAAUUUUUUCUUCAGCCAGAUAAAAAAAAAAAGUUUUAGCAUAACAUAUGAAAACUUUUUGCAAGUUGUAUUGGUAAUAAAACGGUUCUGACACUGUCUUGUUUUACAAGAUGUAUUUAAAUUUUGUAUCGACUAUAAAGCCUAACUUUUACAUUCUACUAUUACUGUGAUGGAGUUUUGAAAAAUGUUUCAAAAAAUAAUACUUAUUAAAUGAUAAUUACUACUUAUUGUAAUAACACCCAUAUUUACACGUGAACAUCAAAUUACAGCCUAUAUUGUAAUAUACAAUACCUUUUCAAGCCAAUACAAGUAUUAAUUUAGAUUUAUUUUAAUUUUAUGAUGGGUGUUUUAUAAUAAUGAGUUAGUCUUUUAAUAUUUAAAGUUCAAUAAUGCUUUGUUAGCAAUUGCUAUUUAAAAAUAAACCAGAACUAAUAAUAUUUGCGUAUAAAUACUGAUAAUCUAAGAAAACUAUCUACAGAAGGCUGGCUAGAAUAGUUUCAAUCUUGUAGUGUCACAAUUGAAAUACAUUUAUUAUUCAAAAUUUUUCUAACCGCAUCAGAUCGCACAAUUGUAUAAUGUGGUUACUGAUAUUUUUAAUUUUAAUUAUUAUUUUUUAAUAUUAAAUGUGUAAUAUUCACAUAGAUUUCUUUAUAUUAUUUAUGUUUAUAUUUUUUCUGGAAAUAGAUUUUAUUUAAAAUUAUAUAUUUUAUUACAUUUUGUUAUAAAAACAGUUGUAAAUUUUGAUUAGAUUUAGUACAUACAUACUUAUAUUUCGAAUUGCAUUUUUUGUUGCUCCUUAAAUGUUAUAAACAUUCCACAAACAAGGCAUUUUUCUUUCGCUUAAAAUGAACAUAAUACAUGGUAUUGUUACUGCCAUUUUACACCAAAACUGUAUCUAUAUUUAGUUUUAAGUUACAUCAAUCGGAGCUAUUGUAAUAUUCUUAAUUUUACAGAUAAAUAAAACAAUUAGAAUUUUA
Danaus plexippus (monarch butterfly) is the source of this 2273-nucleotide messenger RNA. It is a transcript of the gene Gmppb, whose product is annotated as mannose-1-phosphate guanyltransferase beta. The coding region runs from base 181 to 1290 and encodes 369 amino acids. Gene Ontology annotation, cellular component: cytoplasm. Gene Ontology annotation, biological process: GDP-mannose biosynthetic process; cell wall mannoprotein biosynthetic process. The record is from RefSeq and is a predicted model, not a curated record. Lineage: Eukaryota; Metazoa; Arthropoda; Insecta; Lepidoptera; Nymphalidae. The transcript has 6 exons. Gene Ontology annotation, molecular function: GTP binding; mannose-1-phosphate guanylyltransferase (GTP) activity.